Labrus mixtus (cuckoo wrasse) is the source of this 3517-nucleotide messenger RNA. It is a transcript of the gene slc7a14a, whose product is annotated as solute carrier family 7 member 14a. The coding region runs from base 623 to 2920 and encodes 765 amino acids. Gene Ontology annotation, biological process: amino acid transport; transmembrane transport. Gene Ontology annotation, cellular component: plasma membrane. The record is from RefSeq and is a predicted model, not a curated record. Gene Ontology annotation, molecular function: amino acid transmembrane transporter activity. NCBI's taxonomy places the organism in Eukaryota, Metazoa, Chordata, Actinopteri, Labriformes, Labridae. The transcript is spliced from 10 exons.
CGACCACUACUUAAAGGACAUUUCUGGGACAUUUGCGGACAUAUUGUGGUGAUAAUCCUCGUGUCACGGUUGGAUCACUUUUAAUCACGUGAGAGGGCUGGAACAAUGACGUCCCGUCAGCUCGGUGUCUGCGGACCGGUCGAGUAAAGAAAAAAAAAAAAAUACAAACCGGAUGAACAAAAAAAAACCACAGUGUCUCGCGGUCACAUGUCGUGCAGCGGGCUCCUGAAUGAUUUAAAGCGUUUUACAUCAUCAGCCUCUCUCCCUCCCUCCCUCCCUGGCGCGCGGGCUCCCGGAGAUGCUGCUGCUGAUGCUGGUGACCGACUGCAGCAUCCGACAUGGGCAUCCUUUAAUCCGGCCGAGCCACAAGUACGGUCUCUCUCACCAUGUGGGGAAAAACUAAUGAGGCGUUCCACUAAACCAGGACGAGAUUAUCUAAAGGUGAAGACGACUCUACAUCAAAUCUUCUUCUGAAAUCUUCUUGGAUAAGGACUAACUCUUCUACUGUUCUUUCUCAAGAAAUAAAAAGUAACAAAACAGAAAAAGUAUCCAAGAGAGAUCCUUCAACACUUCUACGAGAAAUUCCCCCCUUUGACUUUGACUCUGACCUGUAGCCCUCAGUAUGACCAGCCUGGCGGGGAAGCUGGACCCACGGAGGGUACAAUGGGGCGCGGCGUGGAAGACCUUUACCUCCCGCGUCCUGAGGACCAAACCUGUGGAGUCCAUGUUGGAUUCAGCCGUGACGGGCACGAGCUCGCAUGGGACGAAGCUGGCCCGGGUGUUAUCCACGGUGGACCUGGUGUCUCUGGGUGUGGGCAGCUGUGUGGGGACAGGCAUGUACGUGGUGUCUGGGCUCGUUGCCAAGGAGAUGGCUGGUCCGGGGGUCAUUGUGUCCUUUAUAAUUGCCGCCGUGGCCUCCAUUCUGUCAGGAGUGUGUUAUGCAGAGUUUGGCGUGCGGGUGCCUAAGACCACAGGUUCGGCCUACACGUACAGCUACGUGACGGUGGGCGAGUGCGUGGCGUUCUUCAUCGGCUGGAACCUGAUCCUGGAGUAUCUGAUCGGCACGGCGGCCGGGGCGUCAGCUCUCAGCAGUAUGGCCGACUCGCUGGCCAAUCACAGCAUCAGCAACUUCAUGAUUACACACAUCGGGACGCUCCACGGCUUAGGUAAAGGGGAGCAGUCGUAUCCCGACCUGCUGGCUCUACUGAUAGCGCUGCUGGUGACGGUGAUAGUGGCACUAGGAGUGAAGAACUCAGUGGGCUUUAACAACGUGCUGAACGUCAUCAACCUCGUCGUGUGGGUGUUCAUGAUGAUCGCCGGGCUGUUCUUCGUCAACGGAGAGAACUGGGACGAGGGCAGAUUCCUGCCGUUUGGCUGGGGAGGGGUGAUGCAGGGAGCAGCCACCUGCUUCUAUGCCUUCAUUGGAUUUGACAUCAUUGCUACAACUGGAGAAGAGGCCAAGAGUCCCAACACCUCCAUCCCCUAUGCCAUCACUGCCUCGCUCAUCACCUGCCUCACUGCCUACGUCUCUGUUUCUGUGAUCCUGACCCUGAUGGUACCGUACAAUGAGAUUGACGCUGACGCCCCACUCAUGGAGAUGUUUGCCAUGCAUGGCUGUAUGUUUGCCAAGUAUAUCGUGGCAGUUGGCUCCAUUGCUGGACUCACUGUGUCCCUCCUGGGGUCCCUGUUCCCCAUGCCCAGGGUCAUCUACGCCAUGGCGGGAGACGGCCUUCUAUUCAAGUUCCUGGCCAAUGUUUCGUCCUACACAGAGACCCCUGCUGUUGCCUGUGUGGUGUCCGGCUUUCUGGCUGCCCUGCUUUCCCUUCUCGUCAGUCUGAGAGACCUCAUAGAGAUGAUGUCCAUAGGAACCCUUCUGGCCUAUACCCUGGUCAGCCUCUGUGUGCUGCUGUUGCGUUACCAACCGGAAGGAGACAUCCACGGCUUUGUGAACUUCCUUUCAGAAGAGCAAAACAACAAGAGGAAAGAAGGUGUUCUGGCUGAGUGCGAAAAGGAUGCCUGUUCCCCAACCAGUGAAGUGGACGAGUAUGGUGGACCGGCCACUAACACCUGUGGAGCCAAAAACCUGCCUUCACUGGGCGACAACGAGAUGCUAAUAGGUAAACCAGAUAAAAAUGCCUACACUGCCAGCCACCCGAACUAUGGCACAGUGGAUAUGACCACUGGUAUUGAAGCAGAAGAAACAGAGGGUGGGGUGACCAGACGGUUGAAAAAACUCAUUGGACCACGCUACUACACCUUGAGGAUUCGAUUGGGCCUUCCUGGAAAGAUGGACAGGCCAACUGCAGCCACAGGGAAAACGGUUACAGUGUGUGUGCUGCUGCUCUUCAUCUCCAUCUUCGCCUUUUGCUCCUUCAUCAUUUUUGGAAUGGGCAGUAUAGCCGAAGGAAGCUGGUGGGCUUUGCUGAUAUUAAUCUUCUUCAUCAUUUUCCUUGCCCUGCUUAUCGUCAUCAUCCUCCAGCAGCCAGAGAACCCUAAGCGGCUGCCCUACAUGGCACCCUGUGUCCCAUUUGUACCUGCUUCAGCCAUGCUGGUCAACAUCUACCUCAUGCUCAAACUGUCUGCCAUCACCUGGAUACGCUUUUCAAUAUGGUGCCUCGUGGGUGUGCUUAUCUACUUUGGCUACGGCAUGUGGAAUAGCACGCUGGAGAUCACGGCCAGAGAGAACGAAGUGCACGCCUCCACCUACCAGCGCUACGAUCAAGGUGUGGAUGAAGGCUUCUGCGGCUUUGAUGACGAUUUCUACCCACCUACCACUGAGAACUGGGCCGCCCCAGAGGGGGGGUCGGGGCUCACACCACCCCCUGUGGCGAAACCCGAAAGCGACGGGACGCCCUCUAAAGGUGGAAGCAGGACCAUUGCCAAACACGGCCUCGCCGAGGAGGAUCCGAUGGAUUUCUGAUGGGACUGACUCUGUGUUAACCUGAAUGUACUGCCUUGUCUGCUGCCUGGGGGAAGGGAGGGGAUCAGUAGUGUGACUGUGAGUGUGUGUGUGUACGUGUGUGUGCAUGCCUGCAUGGGUGUGUGUUUAUUCGUUAAUUUGUCUAACCCUUGGGCUAGAUAGUUUCUUGGCAGUGGAAUGGUUUUACGUUGACCUCACUCUACCACGCUUGGCUGUUCGGCUUACACAGCUAAAGUGGACGUCAAGGCCAUGAGUGUCCCGUCACUCGUCACUUGUAAUUCACUUACUGGAGUCCACACACACAAAAUGAAAGGCCACAUAGAGAAGUGCAGACCUAGCAAGAGAUAAAAAAUAAUGUGUCACACUGCACUGUGAAACAUUGUGUUAAAAGCAAUCAGUUUACUGUUGAUUUCAAAGAAUUUACGGGAUACAGGAGAGGAGAAGGUGAUGAACGAGGGACAGAUGAUUCAACACUUUUCUUCCUGUUUUAAGACACACUGACAGGAAAGUUAGAUGAUAGUUAUGUCCUACGCACGUGUCUGACUUUCUCUGCUUGAUUUCGGGAAUCAGCUACACAUGCUGAACUUUCUUGAAAAA